AUGUAUCGUUUCGUGGUCUUAUUUGUUCUCUUCAGUUUCGCAUACAGUCGCCAACACUGCCACAACGAUCCCGCUUGCAAAGCCACAAACCGUUUAAACAAAAAGAACAACUACCACUACGAAAGGGUAUUCGAUAAAGUUUCCCGCAGUUUCAUCACCUCUGAUAGAGAUAUCCAGCAAAACUGCAAUGUAAGUACCAGCAACUUAAUUAGUGAAGUGUUCGGUUUAAAUAACUACGUUCUUAAAUAUAAAAUACCGGCUUUCGAAGAAGAUGAAUUGUCGAUCGUAAUCAGACACAGAGUAAUGUACUUGAGAGCUCAAAAAGAAAAUGGGCUCAGUUUUAGAGACGUCAGGAUUUUACCGCAUAUUAUGAAGACUCAAGACGCCAAAUGGUUUAGGGAGAACGACACACUAAAUAUUGUAUUCCCGUACAGAACUCCACUUCAAGCGGAAUCAGUAACCACCUGCGACCUUAAUAUCAUUGAUUAUGCCAUUUAUGUACCAAAAUUGACGACGGACAAUGGAACUAUUGCCAAUGCUAAAGCUUAA
This is a messenger RNA of Parnassius mnemosyne (clouded apollo), 549 nucleotides long. NCBI's taxonomy places the organism in Eukaryota, Metazoa, Arthropoda, Insecta, Lepidoptera, Papilionidae. The record is from the annotation of a GenBank genome assembly.